This is a messenger RNA of Serpula lacrymans var. lacrymans S7.9, 1128 nucleotides long. RefSeq lists its product as uncharacterized. Gene Ontology annotation, biological process: protein phosphorylation. The coding region runs from base 1 to 1128 and encodes 375 amino acids. The record is from RefSeq and is a predicted model, not a curated record. The transcript is spliced from 7 exons. Gene Ontology annotation, molecular function: protein kinase activity; ATP binding. NCBI's taxonomy places the organism in Eukaryota, Fungi, Basidiomycota, Agaricomycetes, Boletales, Serpulaceae.
AUGGAUAUCUGCAUCAUGCUGGCUAAGGUGUUAGAAGAACCUGAGCGAGGCGAGUUUUUCGCACGGAGGGAGGAUGAAGCGCACUCCUUGGUAAAUCUCCUUCAAGCGAUAUUAGACUAUGCCUCUUUGAGCCCAAGUCUGAAACGCCGUUUUACGAGCGCCCUGAUCAGGUUAUCCAGUAAAUCUGGACGUUUCCCAGACUGCAUGGUGCUUGAAGAGGUGACCAGACUCGGGGAAGAUCCCGUCGCCGCAGGUUCUUUUGGUGAGGUCUGGAAAGGGUCUUUCUACAGCGAGGUUAUCGCGAUGAAAGUGCUCAAAGUAUACGAGAGAUCGAACGUAAAGGAACUUCUCAAGCGCUUCUCGGCCGAAAUCAUCAUUUGGCGUCAGCUGUCUCACCCUAAUUUGAUACCGUUCUAUGGAGUGUAUUACCUCAAUGCCAGCAAGACGCGAAUAUGCCUCAUCUCACCUUGGAUGCAAAACGGGAAUGUUGUUCAGUAUUUGAGGCGAGAACCCGAUAUUGAACGAAGCUAUCUGAUGUUAGACAUCGCUCGUGGCCUCGAGUAUCUGCACUCUGGGAAGCCCGGUAUCGUCCACGGCGAUCUAAAAGGAGAAAACAUCCUCAUCACUAGUUCUCGCAGAGCUUGUCUUACCGACUUCGGCCUCGCAAGCGCGAGGGAUUCGGAGCUGAUCAUGUCGUCCUCGACUCCAAACGCGAGGGUGACAGGGACGCUGAGGUGGCAAGCUCCCGAACUCCUGAACUACGAGGCGGAAAACACUCGAAGUACCUUUGCGAGCGACGUUUACUCUUUCGGGUGUGUUGGAUACGAGAUAUACUCGGGCGAAAUCCCUUUCCACGAGGUAAAAUCAGACUAUUACGUGAUGCAAAGCGUCACCCGCGGCGCCAGACCGCCCCGACCGCCCCUCUCCCUCUGCCAAACCCGGGGUCUGGACGACACCCUGUGGGCCAUCCUCCAAAGCUGCUGGCUAAAGGACGCCGCCGCCCGGCCCACCGCCGAAUACCUCAGUGGAAGCAGCUGUCGCUUUUUGAAGACUGGGAAGCAUGAUAUACCUCCGAGCCCGAACAAGGUUUUAUUUCUGAUUUCUCCUCACAUCGUGACAUUUCCCUAG